CGGGACGUGGGCCGAGCCCCCUCCCGGCGUGGCGCGGAGAUAGCACCGGAGCCGCUGGCCGCAGGGUCCCUGCUGCGCCGCGGGGGAAGGGGCGGCGGGCGUCCGCCGAGUCAUCGGAGCCGCGCCCCGGUCGUGGGCAGACGGUGCAGCACGCGGUCGAACUCUGUGGCGCCGAGCUCCGCGGACUGGGAGCGGCUGAGAAUCGUCUGCACAGGUCUAGGGAGUGAGAACAUGGAGACCUCUUUGGUGGAAGAGUUUGAACAUAGUCCACAGGAUGUGGAUGGCUUAGAGUUCAAGGAAGAGGAACAGUUAGCCCCAGGCCAUGAAGUAGGAUAUGCUCCUCUCAAACCUGAAAGCAUUCAAAGCUGGGAUGACUUAUGGGUUCCCCGAGAGAGACUUGGGAAGCGUCAGCCUCGAUAUGCAGCUCCCCGGGUCCUGGGAGAACCCCGCUGUGGACAGGCUAGUAAUGGCCGAGCUGCAGUGUGUGGUGAGUGUGGCAAGAGCUUCCGGCAGAUGUCAGAUUUGGUGAAACACCAGAGGACCCAUACUGGGGAGAAGCCCUACAAGUGUGGGGUCUGUGGCAAGGGCUUUGGGGAUAGCUCAGCCCGAAUCAAACACCAACGAACUCACACUGGUGAGAAGCCCUAUAGAGUCCAGCCACCCGCCUCAGGUCCUCCCAAAAUGCCUCGGUCUCGGAUUCCUGCUGGUGAGCGCCCCACUAUUUGUGGUGAAUGUGGCAAAAGCUUCCGCCAGAGCUCUGACCUGGUAAAACACCAGCGGACACACACAGGAGAGAAGCCUUACAAGUGUGGCAUCUGUGGCAAGGGCUUUGGUGACAGUUCUGCCAGAAUAAAGCACCAGCGGACACACAGAGGCGAGCAGCUCCCCCGGCCGGUGGUUCCCCGACAGCAGCCAUCUCCAGCAGCUCCAGCAGCUCCACAAAGAUCCAAGGCCCAGGACAAGCCAUAUAUCUGCACUGACUGUGGUAAAAGGUUUGUGUUAAGCUGCAGCCUGCUGAGCCACCAACGUAGUCACCUAGGACCCAAACCCUUUGCUUGUGAUGUGUGUGGAAAGGAGUUUGCCCGGGGCUCUGACCUGGUGAAGCACCUGCGGGUACAUACAGGUGAGAAGCCCUACCUGUGCCCUGAGUGUGGCAAGGGCUUUGCUGAUAGCUCUGCCCGGGUGAAGCAUCUCCGCACCCACAGUGGCCAGAGACCUCAUGCCUGUCCAGAGUGUAGCCGUACCUUUAGCCUAGGCUCUACCCUUCUUCGUCACCGCCUUACCCAUGUGGAGCCACAGGACUUCAGUUUGUCAGCCUACCCUGUAGCCCCCCUCAUCCUUAGCCCACCACCUCCUCUUGGCACUAGCCCUUCACUGACCCCUCGAAGCCUUUCACAUUCCAGUGACGGGUCCUUUGGCCUGCCUGGCUUAGAACCAGAGCCUGUGGGCCCACAGGCUGGGGAGCCACCCCCACCACUUGCAGGUGACAAGCCUCACAAGUGUCCUGAGUGUGGCAAAGGCUUCCGCCGAAGCUCCGAUCUGGUCAAACACUUUCGUGUGCAUACAGGGGAGAAACCCUACCUCUGUCCUGAAUGUGGCAAGGGCUUUGCUGACAGUUCCGCCCGAGUCAAGCACCUCCGUACCCAUCAGGGCGAACGUACCAGACCACCACCGCCAUCUACUCUCCUGCGACCACAUAACCCACCUGGUCCAGUACCCACAGCUCCUCAAUCUCGAGUGCGGGGCCGGCCCUCUGGACCCAGCCAGCUUCAUGUGUGUGGUUUCUGUGGGAAGGAGUUCCCCCGGAGCUCAGAUCUAGUCAAACACAGGCGUACACAUACAGGGGAGAAGCCAUACAAGUGUGCAGAGUGUGGCAAGGGCUUCAGUGACAGCUCUGCUCGAAUCAAGCAUCAGCGUGGGCACCUGGUCUUAAGGCCCUUUGGGAUAGGGCAUGAUCGAUCGAGGCCUCUCCUCCAGGAGGGGUCACCAGUUAUAAUGGAGUGAUGGGUGGUCCAGGGAGGGUAGAGAACCAGGGUAGGGGGGUGGUAUUUGCUGCUGAAGGCAGAGAAAGGCCUGGGAAAUGGUGGGAGGGAUGAGGAGGAUGAGAAUAGAUAGAAACAGACUAAAGACUGUAAUGUUCAUGCUCAGGAAACUCUUGGCUAGGUGUUGGGAACCUUUCCAGUAUGAGCUAUGCCACAGCUUUUAGAAUACUGCCUAGCACAGAGUAGGCACUUCCUACUUGUAGAAUUAAGUAAGCUGGACUUGGCUCUAAAAUCCUGCCUCUCUUCCUUCAGCUGGGCAAAGUAGUGUACAACCUUUAAUUCCAGCACUCAGGAGGCAGGGGCAGGCAGGUCUCAAAUUUGUGGCUCUUCAUAGAGAGUUCUAGGUCAGCCAGGACUAUAUGGUAAAGCAAAACACAAGAAAACCUUAAUCCUCCUGACCUUUGGCUGGGAGAACAGGGAUUGUUUGAAUUUAAGGUGUCAAAACAAGGCAGGGGCAUUUGGCCACCCUGAGGGGCCAGUGUUGCUGUGGUAUAGGCAGUUUCCACCUGUUCCUGUGUACAUGGCUUUGUCCAGGAACAGCUCUUUGGGAAAGAGCUUAGAUCUGUGCUUUGAGGGCCCUAGCCACCCUGACACAGGGACACAGGUGGAGCCCAGGUCAUCAUGGACAUCUACAAAGACCAGCUUUCUGUGCAAGGGCAGGGCCAGUGUAGGCCAGAGAAGCUUCCAGUCUCCACAGCCAAAUGUCUUUGUCUCCUUACUAAUAAAAAGUCCCUUGUCUGA
Phodopus roborovskii (desert hamster) is the source of this 2783-nucleotide messenger RNA. RefSeq names its product zinc finger protein 48 (gene Znf48). The transcript has 2 exons. NCBI's taxonomy places the organism in Eukaryota, Metazoa, Chordata, Mammalia, Rodentia, Cricetidae. The record is from RefSeq and is a predicted model, not a curated record. The coding region runs from base 232 to 2004 and encodes 590 amino acids.